Messenger RNA from Trichoplusia ni (cabbage looper), 2890 nucleotides. RefSeq lists its product as uncharacterized. The record is from RefSeq and is a predicted model, not a curated record. NCBI's taxonomy places the organism in Eukaryota, Metazoa, Arthropoda, Insecta, Lepidoptera, Noctuidae. The coding region runs from base 41 to 2722 and encodes 893 amino acids. The transcript is spliced from 2 exons.
AAAGAACGAAGAAAGUUACUUAAACCUAAACGAUUUCUAUAUGGCUGCGAGCUACUCACGACUUAAUCAACGACGUGGAGGUUCUUGUAUACUGUGUAGGAAAGGUUACAAAAGCACUGAACUUGAUGUGACAAAAACCUUUGCUGAAGAUAAACAUUUUGAGAUCUGCGGCAUACAACUAGAUAAACCUAAAAUAAUCGUACUUUCUAUAUACCGAACACCCAACUCAGACGUAAAAAUUUUUUUCAAACAUUUAUCAAAUAUUCUAUCGAAAUUACGAAAUAAAAAACAUAAAAUAGUAAUCUGUGGGGAUUUUAAUAUAGAUUUAGGAGCGUCCGAUAAAAAUAGUAUCCAAUUUAAAGAAUUAAUAGUUAAUCAGGGAUUACAAUAUCAUAUAAAUAAACCUACUAGACUCAACAAAUGUAUAGACAAUAUUAUUAGUAACAUUGACGGUGCCAUAGGCGAAACUUUCAAUUUCUAUCUCUCUGACCAUAAUACCGCUCAAACUAUAACGGUAGAACACCAGGAUUUAAAUAACAAUAGAUUCUACAAUAUGACUUUAAAAGACUUAAGUAAGGAAAACAUUAAUAAAUUUGUUAAUUAUAUUGGUAGUAUAAGUUUCAAUGAAAUUUGUGAACUAAAUAAUGUCAAUGACGCCUUUAAUGAAUUUCACGAUUUGUUGACACUAUUUCACAAACUUUGUUUUCCUACAAUAAAGGUAAAAAUAAAACAGAAUAAUAAAAAACCUAAAUGGAUAACCAAAGGUGUAAAAAUAAGUAGUAAGACUAAACGGUUAUUAAGGUAUAAAUAUUAUUUAAAUAAAAAUAGUGAAAAUAAGCAACAAUUUAAAACUUAUUCCAGACUCCUAAAAAAAUGUAUCAAUAACCUACAGUCCCUAUGUAACCGUAGAGUUAUAGCCCUUUCACGAAAUAAGGUAAAAGCCACGUGGGAUAUUGUGAAAAAAAGUAUGGGUAAUGUUCUGCCUAGAGAAUUUAUCGGUAGUAUUAUUGACAACUCUAUAACCCUUACUUCUGGGUCUGACAUAUCUAAUAAAUUUAAUAACUAUUUCAUUGACAUUGCCAAUAAUAAUUCAUUCAAUUCAAUUAAUAAUAAUAACACUGACUUGCUUAGUAUACAAUCACAGGACAAUAGUAUUUUCUUGGAACCUACAAGUGCAACGGAAAUAUAUUGGGUAAUUCAUUCGCUAAAAAAUACCAAAUCAGCUGGUUAUGACGGCAUCACAACAGAUCUUAUUAAAUAUAUUGCUCGUUAUAUUGCUCCGCCUUUAGAGCACAUUAUUAAUCUGUCUUUUGAACAGGGUUGUUUCCCUGAUAGAUUGAAAUUAUCAUUGAUUAAACCACUACACAAAAAAGGCACAAAAUCAGACGUAAACAAUUAUAGGCCGAUAGCGUUAACUCCAAUAUUAUCAAAAAUAUUUGAAAAGAUAAUGUACAAAAGAUUGCUUAAAUACUUAGAUAAAUUUGAAAUUUUAGUUCCGCAACAAUAUGGAUUUAGACAGAAUAAAUCGACUACCAUGGCAAUAUUUACCUUAGUAAAAAACAUCUUAGAAAAUAUGAAUACAAAAAAACCAUCCUGUGCCUUAUUCUUAGAUUUAAGUAAAGCAUUUGACCUCGUUGAUCAUAAUAGACUUAUAGAGAAACUUGAAAAGUAUGGUGUCAGAGGCCCAGCGAAAAAAUGGUUUCAGUCGUAUUUAAGUAACAGACAGCAGAUAACAAGGUUAGCUAAACUUAAUAAAGUAACAAAUACUAUUGAAGAUUUUGAUUCUGUUCCACGUACUAAUAGCUGUGGCGUGCCUCAGGGUAGUAUCCUGGGGCCGCUAUUAUUUCUUGUGUACAUUAACGACCUACCACAGUCAAUAAGUCAUCAGUGUGUCCUAUUUGCAGACGAUACUACUAUCAUCAUAAAGAGUAAUCAACCCCAAAAUUUGAGUUCUCAGGUCAACAAAGCAUUAGGUGAAAUUAUUAAAUGGCUAGAUACUAAUAAGUUAAAAAUAAAUAUUUCCAAAACUAAUGUAAUUUAUUUUAAAACAUGGAAAAGUAAGCCCAUACAACUUAAUGUAUCUUAUAAUACUAGUGUUAUAGAACAAAUACAUUGCUCUAAAUUCCUGGGUAUAACGGUAGACGAACAUAUUACUUGGAAAACUCAUAUCGAAAAUGUAUGUGUAAAAAUUAAUAGAUUUGUCUUCGCUUUAAGAAAAAUUACAUGUAUAACAUCCAUGCAAACUGCCCUAAUGGUAUACCAUGCAUACGUUUGCUCGGUUAUCCGCUACGGUAUCAUUGUGUGGGGAAACUCUUCAGAUAUAUCACGAGUGUUCAUUGCUCAGAAGAAGUGUGUUCGUGCAAUGUUUAAUAUUGACUGGUGUGAUACAUGUAAACCCGCAUUCCAAUCAAAUAACCUCUUAACGGUUCCCUGUAUUUAUAUCUACGAGAUUUCUAAAUUUGUGAAAAAUAAUCCUCAAUUUUUUGUGUCCAACAAUAAUAUAAAUAAAAGAAAAGCUACUCAUUUAGAAUUUCAGUUACCUAUUCCUAGAUUAGAGUUAUUUAGACGAAGCUGUAUUUAUAUGGGUCCCUUAAUAUAUAACUCUUUACCAAAAACUAUAACCGGUCUACCUCCAAAUAAAUUUUGUGUAAUGUUAAGAGAAUGGUUAUGUCAGCAAUGUAAAUUCUACAAUUGUGAACGAUCUGUGAGGUAUAGACUGUAAAUUAAAAUAAGUUGAAUUGUUAUAAAUGUUCUAUUUCUGUGAUAAUACUAUAUAUUUGAACUGUAUAAAAAUUUGCAUGUCGCCAAGCGGCAAGAUGUAUAUGGCACCUUGACAAUGUUUUACCACCAUUAUGUACCUACAUUUUAUGCAAAUAAAGAAUUAUUAUUA